This is a messenger RNA of Mauremys reevesii (Reeves's turtle), 7737 nucleotides long. It is a transcript of the gene MYO10, whose product is annotated as myosin X. Gene Ontology annotation, cellular component: cytoskeleton; myosin complex. NCBI's taxonomy places the organism in Eukaryota, Metazoa, Chordata, Testudines, Geoemydidae. The record is from RefSeq and is a predicted model, not a curated record. Gene Ontology annotation, molecular function: cytoskeletal motor activity; protein binding; ATP binding. The transcript has 41 exons. The coding region runs from base 248 to 6433 and encodes 2061 amino acids.
ACUUGCCACGGAUCUGAGGACACUGGGAAGAGAAAGAGACAAAGGAGCCUGUCUGAAUGAACGUGCUGCUGACUUUGGGGGAGAGGAAGGAGUCAAGCGAGGGGGCAAAAGUGAUGGCUGCGAUGGAAGGGGUGUGAAAACUGAAAUACCUCAGUCUUGCUGGGAGUAAUCGCCCUGGCCACACAUGGUUUGCUGCUCAGCCCUUUUGCUGGACUGACUUCCUCAAGUUGCAUUCUCCACUUCAACAAUGGAUAACUUCUUCACUGAGGGAUCACGAGUCUGGUUGCGAGAAAAUGGUCAGCAUUAUCCAAGCACUGUACGUUCCUGCGCAGAGGGAGUUGUUGUUUUCAGGACAGAUUAUGGUCAGGUAUUCACUUACAAACAGAGUACAAUCACGCACCAAAAAGUAACGGCUAUGCAUCAAACAAGUGUGGAGAGUGUGGAAGACAUGGCAGCGCUCGUAGACCUCCAUGAGGGCUCCAUCAUGCACAACUUAUUCCAGCGAUAUCAGCAAAAUAAAAUCUAUACCUAUAUCGGCUCCAUUGUUGCCUCUGUGAACCCCUACAAGACCAUUCCGGGACUCUAUGGCCGCACUGCAGUAGAGCAAUACAGCAAGCACCACAUGGGGGAAAUUCCACCUCAUAUCUUUGCUGUCGCUAACGAGUGCUACCGCUGCCUAUGGAAACGUCAUGACAACCAGUGUGUUCUCAUCAGUGGUGAAAGUGGUGCUGGUAAGACAGAAAGUACUAAGCUGAUUCUCAAGUUCUUAUCUGCCAUGAGCCAACAUUCGCUGGAAUUGUCCUGUAAGGAAAAGACCUCCUGUGUGGAGCAAGCUAUUCUUGAGAGCAGCCCAAUUAUGGAAGCUUUUGGCAACGCGAAGACUGUUUACAACAACAACUCGAGUCGCUUUGGGAAGUUUGUUCAGCUGAACAUCUGUCAGAAGGGAAACAUCCAGGGAGGAAGAAUUGUAGAUUAUUUAUUAGAAAAAAACCGUGUAGUAAGGCAGAACCCUGGGGAGAGAAAUUAUCACAUAUUCUAUGCACUGCUGGCAGGGAUAGAAGAGGAAGAGAAAGAUGCAUUUUACUUAUCUGUACCAGAGCACUACCACUACCUGAAUCAGUCCGGAUGUGUAGCAGAUAAGACAAUCAAUGACACAGACUCCUUCAAGGAAGUCAUUACUGCAAUGGAAGUGAUGCAGUUCAGCAAGGAGGAGGUGCGAGAAGUUCUUAGGCUGCUAGCUGGAAUUCUGCAUCUAGGGAACAUUGAGUUUAUCACUGCUGGUGGGGCACAGGUGUCCUUCAAAACAGCUCUGGGCAGAUCUGCAGAGUUACUUGGGCUGGACUCAACACAACUGACUGAAGCAUUGACACAGAGAUCAAUGAUACUCAGGGGAGAAGAAAUCUUAACACCUCUCAGUGUACAACAGGCAGUAGAUAGCAGAGAUUCUGUGGCUAUGGCACUUUACUCCCAGUGUUUUGCAUGGGUUAUUAAAAAAAUCAACAGCAGAAUCAGAGGCAAAGAAGAUUUCAAGUCCAUCGGAAUUCUUGAUAUAUUUGGAUUUGAAAACUUUGAGGUUAAUCGUUUUGAGCAGUUCAAUAUUAACUAUGCAAAUGAAAAGCUUCAGGAAUAUUUCAACAAGCACAUUUUUUCCUUGGAGCAACUGGAAUAUAGCAGAGAAGGACUAGUUUGGAAAGAUAUUGACUGGACAGACAAUGGAGAGUGCCUGGACCUGAUUGAAAAGAAACUUGGCCUGCUAGCACUAAUCAAUGAAGAGAGUCAUUUUCCUCAAGCGACUGACUGCACCUUGUUGGAGAAGUUACACUCCCAACACGCGAACAAUUCCUUUUAUGUGAAACCAAGAGUUGCUGUUCACAACUUUGGAGUGAAACAUUACGCUGGGGAGGUCCAGUAUGACGUCAGGGGAAUCUUAGAGAAAAACAGAGAUACUUUCAGAGAUGAUCUCCUAAACUUGUUACGUGAAAGCAGACUUGAUUUUAUCUAUGAUCUGUUUGAACACGUUUCAAGUCGGAACAACCAAGACACCCUUAAAUGUGGAAGCAAACACCGGAAACCCACUGUCAGCUUACAGUUCAAGGACUCGCUGCAUUCCUUAAUGGCAACUUUAAGUUCCUCUAAUCCUUUCUUCGUUCGAUGUAUCAAGCCAAAUACGCAGAAGAUGCCAGACCAAUUUGAUCAGGCCGUGGUGCUUAACCAGCUACAUUAUUCUGGGAUGCUGGAGACAGUGAGGAUACGAAGGGCUGGCUUUCCAGUGAGAAGGCAAUUUCAAGAUUUUUAUAAAAGGUAUAAAGUCCUAAUGAGAAACUUGACUGUGCCUGAAGAUUUAAAAGGGAAGUGUGCCGUCCUCCUUCGUCGGUAUGACAGUACUAGCACUGAAUGGCAGCUUGGAAAAAAUAAGGUCUUUCUUCGGGAGUCCUUGGAAAACAAGUUGGAGAAGCAGAGAGAGGUAGAAGUCACCAAGGCAGCCAUGAUUAUCCGAGCACAUGUCUUAGGCUAUGUGGCACGAAAGCAUUAUAAAAAGGUGCUGUACUACGUGGUUGUGAUACAGAAGAACUACAGGGCAUUCCUUCAAAGAAGAAAGUUCCUUCACCUGAGGAAAGCAGCCAUAACCUUCCAGAAGCAGAUGCGAGGCCAGAUUGCUCGACGUGUUUACAGACAGCUACUAGAGGAGAAACGGCGACAAGAGGAGGAGAGGAGGCGGAAAGAAGAGGAGGAAAGGGAAAGGCAAAGGCAAGAAGCAGAACGUCUUGCCCAGCAGGCUGAAGAGGAGAGGAAGCAGCAGGAACUGGCAGCCAUUCAGAAAGCCCAGAAGGAAUUAGAGCUGAAGCAGGAGCUGGAGAAGCAGAAAGAAAACAAACAGGUGGAAGAGAUCCUGCGCCUGGAGAAAGAGAUUGAAGACUUGCAACGCAUGAAGGAGCAGCAAGAGCUGUCCUUGACAGAGGCUUCCUUGCAGAGGCUGCAGCAGCUCCGAGACGAAGAACUCAAACGGCUCGAGGAUGAGGCAUGCCGAGCAGCUCAAGAAUUCCUGGAGUCUCUGAACUUCGAUGAGAUUGAUGAAUGUGUCCGAAACAUCGAGAGGUCACUUUCUGUGGGCAGUGGUUAUUCUGCCAAGCUCAGUGAACUGACUGGGAAUGCAUGCAGUGAAAAGCCCAACUUUAACUUCAGCCAGCCGUACCCUGAGGAGGAGGUGGACGAAGGCUUUGAAGCUGAUGAUGAUGCGUUUAAGGAUUCACCCAAUCCAAGCGAGCAUGGCCAUUCAGAUCAGAGGACGAGUGGCAUUAGAACAAGUGAUGACUCUUCAGAAGAGGAUCCUUAUAUGAAUGACACAGUAGUGCCCACAAGUCCUGCUGCUAGCAACACCAUGCUUAUUGCUUCCGGCCACGACUCUCUCAGUCUCCACAACUCUUCGAGUGGUGAAUCCACAUACUGCAUGCCAGAAAAUGUGUCCUGCAGACCCCAGAAUUCUGAGGAACUGAUUUCUCCUGAUGGGGACUAUGAUUAUGAUCAAGAUGACUAUGAAGAUGGUGCCAUCACUUCUGGCAGCAGCGUGACUUUUUCUAAUUCUCACAGUAGCCAGUGGUCUCCUGAUUACCGCUGCUCAGUGGGGACGUACAACAGUUCUGGAGCAUACAGGUUCAGCUCUGAAGGAGCCCAGUCAUCUUUUGAAGACAGUGAAGAAGACUUUGACUCCAGGUUUGAUACAGAUGACGAACUUUCCUAUCGGAGGGAUUCGGUCUACAGUUGUGUCAGCCUGCCCUACUUCCACAGCUUUUUAUACAUGAAAGGCGGUUUAAUGAACACAUGGAAGCGACGCUGGUGUGUCUUGAAAGACGAGACCUUUCUAUGGUUCCGUUCCAAGCAGGAAGCUCUCAAACAGGGCUGGCUGCACAAAAAGGGGGGUGGAUCAUCUACACUUUCCAGAAGGAACUGGAAGAAACGCUGGUUUGUACUCAGACAAUCCAGGCUCAUGUACUUUGAAAAUGACAGUGAAGAAAAGCUGAAGGGCACCAUUCAAAUCCGAACAGCCAGAGAGAUUGUUGAUAAUACUGGUAAAGAAAAUGGGAUUGAUAUAUUAAUGGCCGACAGGACCUACCACUUGAUUGCUGACUCUCCUGAGGAUGCUAGCCAGUGGUUCAGCGUGCUGAGUCAGGUCAAUGCUUCCACAGAACAGGAGAUCCAGGAGAUGCAUGAUGAGCAGGCAAACCCACAGAAUGCUGUGGGCACACUGGAUGUUGGACUGAUUGAUUCUGUAUGUGCUUCUGACAACCCAGAUAGACCCAAUUCAUUUGUGAUCAUCACUGCUAAUCGUGUUCUCCACUGUAAUGCUGACACCCCUGAGGAGAUGCACCACUGGAUAACACUGCUACAGAGAUCAAAGGGAGAUACCAGAGUGGAGGGGCAAGAAUUCAUAGUGAGGGGAUGGUUACACAAAGAAGUGAAAAACAGCCCGAAGAUGUCUUCACUAAAGCUGAAGAAGCGCUGGUUUGUCUUAACACACAAUUCUUUGGACUACUACAAGAGCUCAGAGAAGAAUGCCCUGAAAUUGGGUACCCUAGUCCUGAAUAGCCUCUGCUCGGUGGUACCGCCUGAUGAGAAAAUCUUCAAAGAGACAGGCUACUGGAAUGUAACUGUGUAUGGACGCAAGCACUGCUACCGUCUCUAUACAAAAUUGCUCAAUGAGGCCACCCGCUGGUCAAGUGCCAUCCAGAAUGUGACUGACACAAAAGCACCGAUUGAUACACCAACCCAGCAGCUUAUUCAGGAUAUUAAGGAGAACUGCCUGAACUCUGAGGUUGUUGAACAGAUUUAUAAGAGAAACCCUAUUCUCCGUUACACGCAUCAUCCACUGCACUCCCCAUUACUGCCGUUGCCAUAUGGGGACAUCAAUCUAAACCUGCUGAAAGAUAAAGGCUAUACAACUCUCCAGGAUGAAGCCAUCAAGAUAUUUAAUUCUCUGCAGCAGCUAGAGUCUAUGUCUGAUCCCAUACCUAUAAUCCAGGGUAUCCUUCAGACAGGGCAUGAUUUACGACCCCUUCGAGAUGAGCUCUACUGUCAGCUCAUCAAACAGACUAACAAAGUGCCUAACCCAGGGAGUGUGGGGAAUCUGUAUAGCUGGCAGAUACUCACAUGCAUGAGUUGCACAUUCCUGCCUAGCCGUGGUAUCCUCAAGUAUCUGAAGUUCCAUCUCAAAAGGGCCCGUGACCAGUUUCCAGGAACGGAAAUGGAAAAGUAUGCCCUCUUCACUUACGAAUCUCUCAAAAAAACCAAAUGCAGAGAAUUUGUGCCGUCGCGGGAUGAAAUAGAAGCCCUGAUCAGAAGACAAGAAAUGACAUCUACAGUUUAUUGCCAUGGUGGUGGCUCCUGUAAAAUCACAAUCAACUCCCAUACCACAGCUGGAGAGGUUGUUGAAAAGUUAAUUCGAGGCUUAGCCAUGGAGGAUAGCAGAAAUAUGUUUGCCUUGUUUGAAUACAAUGGAACUACUGAUAAAGCAAUUGAAAGCAGGACCAUUGUGGCUGAUAUCUUGGCAAAGUUUGAAAAGCUUGCUGCCACUUCAGAAGCUGGGGACAUGCCAUGGAAGUUCUACUUCAAGCUUUACUGCUUCCUGGACACACAAAAUGUGCCGAAAGACAGUGUGGAAUUCGCAUUUAUGUUUGAGCAGGCUCAUGAAGCAGUGAUUAAAGGACACUACCCUGCUCCUGAAGAAACCCUCCAGGUCCUUGCUGCCUUGCGACUCCAAUAUCUACAAGGAGACUACAGUCUGCAUACCACGAUACCAGAAAUAGAAGAAGUCUAUCCCUUACAAAGGCUGAAGUCUCGUAUUACACAGUCUACUAAAAUGUUUACCCCCGCAGAGAGGAUUGAGCGGAAGCGAGCCAGCUUUCUUGAAGGAACGCUGAGGAGGAGUUUCCGCAGUGGCUCCAUCAGCAAACAGAAGAUGGAGGAGGAGCAGAUGCUGGAUAUGUGGAUCAAAGAGGAAGUCUCAGCUGCAAGGACUAGUGUUAUCGACAAGUGGAAAAAACUGCAGGGAAUGAACCAGGAACAAGCUAUGGCCAAGUACAUGUAUUUGAUUAAGGAGUGGCCUGGCUAUGGGUCAGCACUCUUUGAUGUGGAGUGUAAAGAAGGGGGCUUCCCACAAGAACUCUGGUUGGGAGUCAGUGCUGAUGCAGUUUCUGUCUACAAGCGUGGGGAAGGCAGGCCUUUAGAAGUGUUCCAGUAUGAACAUAUCUUGUCCUUUGGGGCACCACUUGCCAACACCUACAAGAUUGUGGUGGAUGAGAGAGAACUGCUUUUUGAGACCAGUAAGGUGGUUGACAUCGCAAAACUGAUGAAAGCUUAUAUCAGUAUGAUUGUGAAAAAACGUUACAGCACCUCUCGAUCAGUGAGUAGCCAUGGGAGUCAAAGCAGCUCCAGGUGAAAACAGAACCAGUCUCACUGUGCCAUUACUAUCAAAACAUAUCACUGCUGGCCUGGAAAUACUGAUCAAAUUUGUCAACGAGCUACCCAAGAAACAGAAUUUGGGGGAAAUCUUCAAUCAAAGUUUUUUUUUUUUUUUGAGGAGGCCUUUGUAAAAUAUCAACUUAAAUAGUCAUAUACUAAAAACAGUUGGCUAACAUUCUUCAAAAUUUCCAAAGCUUUAUUACCUUUAGUUGACAUACUGUAUGCCUUAAUACACUGCCAUCCAAGCAGUAAGAAGUGCCUUAAGACAUUAAAACCAACUUGCAUUUACAUAAAUCGUGGUGUUGAGCGGGAUGUGCUUUUUCUCCCUCUUCAGAAUACGAAGAAAAGAUGGAAGAGGAAUUAAUUGAUCCAUAAUGCACUAACCUACUGGCCUGAUCCAUGUGUGGGGGAGAAAGUAUUUUUGUUGGAAUGCUGCUGGCAGCCUUCCUUAUGGACUUAGUUAACUGUGUGUUUUGUUUUCCCCUUGUUUUCAUGGAUGCAUGCUUGUGUGUGCAUGCAUAUGACCUGUGUAGACUCUAAUUUUAUUCCAUAUUUCACAAGCAUUUAAAGCAAAGGGAAUAAUGAUGUGCAAUGGUGUAAACAGUCUUUCUGUACAUUUUAAUAGUCCAGAGAGUUAUAGUUGUUUCAAUUUUACAAUUACUUUUAUAAGCCAGUUUUAUUAACAAAUCAAAAUCUGGGAUUUUCAUAUCUUUUUAAUUUACUAUUACAAAUGCAUUUUACCACGUAUGUAGCAAGUCUGCAUUCUGUAUGUGCUGUAUUAUAAAUAGAUAUGUAGCUGAAAAACUAUUUAUAAACUGCUCUAAUAAGGAAAUGCAGUUAUCCGUACAAUAUUCUUUUAUUUGUUUCAAUUAAAAAUUUUAAAUAUUACACAUACUUUUAAAGAUGCUAUUCUUAUAAAACUCUGAUUGGAUGCUCCAAAAUAAACCAAUCAGAAAAAGUCAGAACCCUUCAAAGUAGAAAUUAAACAGGAGAAAAAUUAUAUAUAGUUAAACUAUUGUAUUGUAUUGUAUUGUUAUAAAUGCCUCUCAAUAUUUUACCCUGCUGCCUAAUGAUGGUUCUUGACAAAACACCUGUAAAUAAGUCAGUGCUAUCAGCCAAUAGUAAAGCUGAUUUGGGACUUUUAUUUUUAUAUGGAAAAGCUGUAAUAUAAGGUAAAACUUGAAUUGAUGUCUUUUGUCCAUUGCAAUAAGCAAACAUGUAUUAGCCCUUAUUGAUGACCUCAGCCUUUAAGAAAUAUUGAUUAUUUGCUCAAAGAAAGUC